ACANCGGCGUGAAGAAAGGCCCGUGGACUCCCGAGGAAGAUAUAAUGUUGGUGUCUUAUGUUCAAGAACACGGCCCAGGAAAUUGGAGAGCUGUUCCUACUACUACAGGUCUGAGGAGAUGUAGCAAGAGCUGCAGACUAAGGUGGACCAAUUAUCUCCGACCCGGAAUCAAACGGGGCGGGUUCACGGAUCAUGAAGAGAAAAUGAUUAUCCAGCUUCAAGCCCUUCUAGGCAACAAGUGGGCCGCCAUAGCCUCGUACCUCCCGGAAAGAACAGACAACGACAUCAAAAACUACUGGAACACACACUUAAAAAAGAAGCUCCGGAGGCUCCAAAACGGGACGGACGGCGACCCGAUACCCGAUAAAAACGGACCCGGGUCGGGUCGGUGGGAAAGGCGCCUUCAAGCAGACAUCCACACAGCCAAACAGGCCCUUAAGGAUGCCCUCUCGCUCGAAAGCACUGAGCCUGUCCAGCAGCAGGGCUUUUCGUAUGCUUCGAGCACGGAAAAUAUUGCGCGAUUGCUAAAGGGUUGGGUGAAAAAAAGUAGUAAUAAUCCGAGUUUCGAGGAGAUAAAAAUCGAGUCCAAGUGUUCGACCGGUAAAAGUUGCGGUGGGGUCGAUUUAUCUGAGGCUUUCGAGUCAUUGUUUGGUUUCGGGAGUUUUGAAUCUCCGAAUUCGGACGGGUUUUCCGGGUCAGGGUCGAAUGAUGAUGUGAAACCCGAGCCGGAUGGGUUUUCAGGGUUGUCGGUGAUUGAGAAUUGGUUGCUUGAUGAGACUACUAGCUUCAAGUUUGAUGAGGAUUCGGAUUUAUUUUAAUUUGAUUUUAUCAUUUUUUUUAAAAUUUUUAUUUUAGGAAAAAUUAGUGACAUUUUUUUUUUGUUCUAACAUUGAAGAAUUUUAAAUUUUAAGCUUUACCUUUUUUUUUAUAAAUUAAUUUUUGGAUAUUAUGAUUGAUGUUAAAUCCAUGUGUGGUGGUGGGUUUUGAAGGUUGCUACUUUAAUCUUUUACCAGCGAUGUACAUUUAUGAUAAUUUAAUUGAGCAUUAAAGUUUACAUUAAAUGUCAAUAGCAGCUACAUAAUGGUUAUGUCGUGUUGUUUUCAUAAUUUUAUUCCUGUAGUAAAUAACUCUGGC
Messenger RNA from Striga asiatica, 1134 nucleotides. The record is from the annotation of a GenBank genome assembly. Lineage: Eukaryota; Viridiplantae; Streptophyta; Magnoliopsida; Lamiales; Orobanchaceae.